Molecule: messenger RNA, 1208 nt
Organism: Xenia sp. Carnegie-2017
Lineage: Eukaryota; Metazoa; Cnidaria; Anthozoa; Malacalcyonacea; Xeniidae
Product: sushi, von Willebrand factor type A, EGF and pentraxin domain-containing protein 1-like
Exons: 6
Coding region: 225-1208 (327 amino acids)
Source: RefSeq, a predicted model, not a curated record
UAACAGCUAUAUUAUUAUGCUUGCUUUAUGUUCUUGGUAGUAGCAAUUGUUUUGAUUUUUGCUAUAAUGCUUUAUACAAGGGUUGGAGAUUUCAAGGGAAUGUAUUUAAAAAAAUCGAAGUACAAAACGAAAUAGAAUGCAUCGUAAAAUGCUUUAAAGAGCCAUGUUGUCAAUCUCUAAACCACAGAAGAAGGUUAAGCCAAGGACGUUGGAGUCUGUGUGAAAUGUUACACAGUGUUCUAAAUGACAGCAGCCGACAAAAUUUAAAACAAAAUCGAUUUUAUGAUUAUGUUUUCUUCAACACACCGAUCAAAAUGUACAACAAAAGCUGCAAACUGCAACAGCCCCUCAACAAAAGUUACGAUUUGGUAUUUCCCAAUGCUCAUGUCGAGAACUUGAUUCUUCUCGAUAAUGUGAUGCCUAAUAUAUCAGAGAUGACAUUGGCAUUUUGGGUAAACACAGUUACAAGGCGAAGGAUGGCGCUGUUUUCUUAUGCUGUUCAGAACAGUCCUGACGAAUUCUUUGUGGGAUUUGACGCAGAACGGGUCAUCAUUACAAUAAAGUCGUUGACAAAAGAAAACCUUCACAUUUAUCCAAUCUACGAUGGUUAUUGGCACCACCUGGUCAUCAUCCUCACUCUGAUGACUGAGAGGAUUUUUCUUGAUGGUACUAUGAUUUUAAACGAAACUAUGGUCAAUAAUUCAUUACUUUUACUACGCGGUGGAGGUGUUGUCGCUAUUGGUCAAAAACUUGAGUGCGAGAAUGCUGUUUUUGAUCCAAAUAUUUCGUUUGUUGGUAAAAUAAAUAAUUUAAAUUUAUGGAAGUAUGACGUGACACGCAACACAUCAUGUACCAUCAAGGGACUAGAAGAUGAUUGUACUAUAGAGCCACAUAAACAAAUAAUUCAGUGGAGAGAUCUUGACAUUUUUUCGAGCGGAAAUGUUUCAAGAUCGUUAACAAUUGACCUUGGUAAACCACAGUCUUGCAUAAACGCAGGCUGGCAGAAAUCAUUUAACAAAAAAGGUUGGUCAACUUGUGGGUCCAACAACAAAUUCAUAACUGGUUUUAGGCGCCUUCAGUUCAACAGUACAAAUCGUGAUGGCAUUAAGAAACUCCAACAAGCUAAAUGCUGUUCGUCAAAUAAUAUAUAUAAAGGGCAAAGUAGCAUAUGUCAAAAUGUUAGCUGGCAAACCUCUAAAACUAAGUAA